AUGAUUGCAACCAACAGUUCAAAAGAAAAUGUCUUCAUAAUAAACAAGGGGGAUGCAAUUCCGGUGCCACUGGGAGGUGUCUCAUGGUGGUUCAACGGCGGAGACUUAGACGUGGUCAUUGUCUUCUUGGGUGACACUACCAAGGCUCAUACACCUGGCCAGUUUACCUAUUUCUUCGUGGCAGGAACCCUAGGUAUCCUGCUGGGUUUAUCAACCGAAUUUGUCAGCAGAGUUUAUAACAUAAAUGAAGAAGAAGCUCACUUGCUCAUGAACAGCCAAACCGGUGUUUUGAUUGUUAAACUUGAAGAAGUUGUGCCAGAUGUUGCGGUGAAAAAUGGCGAAUCGCUCUCUCUGAUCACAUCAGAGAAUUUUCCGGUGCUCGGACAGGUCGGACUCGGUGCAAGGGUAGCAAAAUUGGAAGCUAAUGCCAUGUUGGCUCCCAAGUACACAGCAGAUUCAUUAGUUUCAAAUGGUUUAGGUCGGCAGUGGCAGUGGAAAGACACCAAAGUGCAGGCAGGGAAGCUUUUUGUUGUGCCCAAAUUCUUCACUGUUUCAGUAAUUGCAGAAGGAGAAGGAAUGAGAGUUUUCUCUAUCCAAACAUCUCCAAAGUAA
This is a messenger RNA of Ilex paraguariensis (yerba mate), 612 nucleotides long. The record is from the annotation of a GenBank genome assembly. NCBI's taxonomy places the organism in Eukaryota, Viridiplantae, Streptophyta, Magnoliopsida, Aquifoliales, Aquifoliaceae.